UUCUUCUCUUGUGACAAUCCAGACAGAAAGGAAAAGCCUUUCUGAGUUCCAGCUGAGUUAUAAGGUGCUGUGAUGACAGAUCACUGUUGUUCUGGUACCAAAGGACCAACCGCAAGGAGGGAAAUGGAGUUAAGUUAACCAUUACCAGACUGACUCAGAUCAUUCCUGUCUUUGAAGCGGACAUUUGGUAAAUAUUUGGGGUUGUUGCGCCGCCAGGGACAAAGUUGGCGCAUGGAGAGGGACGAAGUUUCAUUUUUGCGCAGCGUCUUUUCUUUAUUUUCUUUGUUUUUGUCGCCACUGCGUGUCAACCAACGUCGCACGGCUUUUCGGACAACAAAGGAGAAGUAGCCCGAGUGCAGUUUUGACCCUUUCUAUCGCUGGCGCAUUAAGUUGAAGGCAGAGAACGAGACAAGUUGAGGACGCAUUACGUCGGGAGAGAUGGUGGACAGCAAACCUCUUCUUCAGGACAGACCACCCGCCUACAACACCGUCCCCGGGGCGUAUGAAUACGGCCCGCAGCAGCACAGCUAUGGGGCCAUCCCCCCUCCGGCCCCGCCGCCCUACCCCUACCCCGACGGCCCAGGGUACCCCUCAGCCCAAAUGGCCCCAGCUGUAUCCCAGCAGCCCUACGGUGGAACUUACACCAUCAUCCAACCGUCUGUAGUGGUGGUGGGAGGCUGCCCUGCCUGCAGAGUUGGUGUCCUGGAGGAUGACUUCACUUGUCUGGGGAUCUUGUGUGCCAUCUUCUUUUUCCCGCUUGGUAUCCUCUUCUGCUUCGCACUGCGUCAGAGAAGAUGUCCCAACUGUGGCGCCACCUUCGGCUAGAGGGACCAAACCACAGCUCAUGCACACGCUUGUGCUCCCCAUGCACACAAACACACACACACACACACACACACACACACACACACACACACACAUACAUACACAAACACAAACACACACACACACACACACACACACAAAAUCCAGAAUUUUUGUGUCUUUCAUUUUGUUAUCUUCUCUUAAUAUUGCACAUUGCUGUUGCCAUUCUGUUGUGUACAACAAAUGAUCAAGAUGAUAUUACUAUGAAUUAUGAUACGAGUUUUUAUUAGAGGCACGUGUAAAAAAAAAAAAAAAAAAUAAAUAAAUUUAAAAAAAAAUCAAUUUUCAUCUGCUAGUUUAGGAUAUAUUCUAGCAUAUGUUAGUGUCCAGCUGUUGUCAGUGCCUUCACUACAUGCUGAGUGAUCAUCAGAGAUUCCAUCAGUCAUUUCUUCUGUAGAUUUUUAGCUCAGUUAUCUGAGGAUCUGAGCAGAUUCCCUCAUGUUUUGUCAAGCCAGAAUUAACCGAGGCAUCUUUUUUUUUUUUUUUGUCUUUGCUGGCACAUUGCGUACAUAUUUUGGGUUAACAUUGUACUUAGUAACAUUGUACUCAUCACAGCAUCUGUGUAAAUCACUGAUAUAUUAGCUUUUUAAGGAAAUGCAUCCCUAUUUUGAAAUGUUUUGUUCUUUUUUUUGGCUCAGUGUGAAUGGAAUAUGACAUGGAAUAACACAACCAGUUUAAGAAGAUGUGUAAAGAUCCUUGGAUGUAAACUGUCCCAGCUGAAACAACGGACUUCUGUUUGACAGAAAGCCUGCAGCAUUUUGUUUAUUUUUGUUGGUAUUAUUUCUAGGGGCCAUAUUUGCACUGACCGUUUGUUUGAUGAUUAUUCUGCUAGGUUGUGUUUUUCCAGGGCCAAUGCAGACCUCAGGUACAUACAAUCUGAAAUGCCCUCGACUUUACAACCUCAAUCACUGUUUGACUAAGGACUUCUACUUUAAGAGGACUCUUGUAUUGAAGCGUGGACUUCUCCUUCAACGAGUGUCGCUUCAAGGACGCAUGCUGAGAGUGAAAGCCUCAGAAAUCUCUCAAUAAUGUGUAUAAUCUCUGGAUUUUUAUCUUAGUACGCUACUGUGUGACAAGUCGCCCAGCCCCAUUCCUCCCAGCCAGACAAUCAAUCGAGAAUGUCUAUGUCCCUGUUUCUGCAGUAUCUCCAUGUCUUCGUCUUCCAUCACAGCAAGAUGUUAUAUAAUUGUCCGCGGCAGAAGAAAAAAAAGAGAUAUAAGUGGGUGGGAGGGAUUUUAAAACGUCUUGCUUUAGAAAACACACUACGCACGCUCUUAUGAUUGAGGUUCUUACUUUUUAUAUAUGAGUUACUGUAAUUAAAAAUGAAUGCUACUCAA
Thunnus maccoyii (southern bluefin tuna) is the source of this 2201-nucleotide messenger RNA. It is a transcript of the gene bri3, whose product is annotated as brain protein I3. The transcript has 3 exons. The record is from RefSeq and is a predicted model, not a curated record. NCBI's taxonomy places the organism in Eukaryota, Metazoa, Chordata, Actinopteri, Scombriformes, Scombridae. Bases 439 to 825 code for a protein of 128 amino acids.